AUGAAAAAUAUCAAUUCCCUUUAUGAAAUAAUUAAACAAAAAAGCCAAGACCUUACUGGCGGAGGAUUUCAAAAAGAAAGAAGCCAGGGCAAUAAAGAAAUAAAAAGUUACGCGGAAAGUUAUACUGGCAAGGAAGAAGAAAAAGCUGCUAUUGAGAAGUAUGAACAAGAAAAAUUAGAAAUGAAAGCGAGUCCUUAUAAUGCUUAUAAUGUAGGGAAACCAGGAAUGAUAGCUGCGAUAGGAAAAAUAACAAAACAAAAAAAAACUUUUGGUAAAUUUGCCAACGUCGAGUUAGAACUUACUCCAAUGGAGAAAAAAGGAAAAGUUGAUGGCAAAAUGGUUUCUACCAAUUUACGUUGA
Molecule: messenger RNA, 360 nt
Organism: Entrophospora sp. SA101
Lineage: Eukaryota; Fungi; Glomeromycota; Glomeromycetes; Entrophosporales; Entrophosporaceae
Source: the annotation of a GenBank genome assembly